AUGAAGCCUAAAUUGGACACUGCUUUGGCUAAACCAGGCAAAUAGACUGCAAAUAGAUCUCCAGUUUCAUUCAAAACUCGUGACGGCUCAUAAUCAAAGUAUAACAUUUAGUCGUCUAAUACAGAGCAAAGUGACUCAGAACAGCAUCAGCAUAAAGUCAAGCCUUUCAAUCAUUCCACUCCAUAUUAAAAUCAGCAAAAUACUAUAGUAGUUGGCUCUGGAAGUAGCAAUGAUCAUCCUUCACUCUAUAUGAAAAAUAAAGACAGGGUUUCUACUAUUGCCUCUAGCAUCACUAAAUUUUAGAAUAGAGUAUUAAAUGAUAGAAAUUAGUCUAAUUCAAGAGCAUAGAGUUCACUAUAAGAUCCAUACCCAUCUCGCACAAAAAUGGAGAGAACUUCAUCAUAGUAAAAAGAUCAACCUUAGAGUGUGAAUAAUUCAAAGCCCAGACAAUCAACAUCUAAAAUAUAGUAAAAAGUAUCUGAGAUUCCUAGAAAGAAUAGUAGCGUAUCUGCUAAAUAAAGAUUAGAAGGGAUAAAGACACCGACUGCCAUAUCUCAAUUUGAUUUCAAGGCUGGGAAUAAGUCAUAAUUACAGCAUCAAUAGUAAUUAGAUUAGACUCAUUUCUUGAAUUAUAUGCACUCUAAUAACAGAGAUGAGGAUUAUUCACCUCUAAGAGUAGAGAUGUUUAGAAAGUAAUUCGAUAAGUUUAUGAUGAGGAAUAAAAAGAACAACAAAGAUGAAGACACGUCAUAGUUGACUACGAUAGAUAACGCUCCCUAAGGAGGAGGUGAGGUUGGAGAUGCUAACCGAUCAGUAGAUGAAUUCAUAAGAGACCAAUAUAUGAGUAACUAGCCAACGAAAAGCCCAACUUUAAACUCUGAAGAUAAUCCAGAUAGAAUGUACUAUUCAAAUAGUAUAUUGAACUAAAAAACUCCAGUUAUUGAAUAUGAGAAUAGUUACCUUGAUAAGACUUUGGAUUUGCCUGAUAAAACUCUUAAUCUUUCUAAGCAAAUCAGUAUGCUCACAACUACUGAUAUGAAAAUAAUAAACAAAAUAAGAGAAAUGGUCGGAAAAGAGCAAGAAUAGACAUACUUUAUGCUAGAGCUAUAAAGAUUCAUGAAGAAUUUUGAAAAAGACUAAUUCAAGCCUGCAUAAACAACAUCUACUGCCAACACCCAAUAAUAUUCAAAUUCAUAAAAGCGCAGAUCUACUCAAAAAAGAAAUAGAGAUGUUUCUGCUCGCUCUAAUGAUAGACUAAAUGAAAAGAGCUUUACUAAGAUCACAGUGCCAACAUCAAAUAAUCUCUUCAAUUAUAAAGGUAGCCCAAUAAGAAAAAGCUAAUAGGAAACUCAGCAGAUUAAAACUGCGGAAGAAGUAUUUAGCAAGUAUCCGAAAAUUAAGAAUACCAUUUUAGCAUAUGAUGAGGCUCUAGGAUAUAGUUUCAGAGGAAUAGUAUAACCUCAAAAAGAAGAAUUCUCAAUUGGCAUAUGCCUCAUAAUAUUGCUAUCAGUUUCAGAUACAACGGUACUUUUAACUAAUGAUGAAUCAACCAUCGCUGAUAAAUCAUGGGACUAUAUAAGGAAAUGUCUAAAGUAACUAAAAACUAUUCAGAAUGAAAUACAGACUAUCAAUAGAUAAAUAACAAACACUCAUUCUUAAAUCAUACUGAAUUAUGUGAUAUAAGCAGCAUAACUUGCUUAGCUGAUUAGACUUAAUAAAAACGAAAGAAGGUUCAGAGUAAACGAGCGUUUGAAUCCAGAUAAAUAUAGCUACAAUGCUGAAAAUCAUAGGAAACUGAUAUAGCAGUAACUUGAAGAAGAUAUCUCUGAUGAUUUCUCUAGACUUAAUCAAUCACCUAUUAAAGAUGUAGAUGAUGUGUCUAAUGCAGCUAUUAAUAUAACCAAUCAAAAUUAUAAUAGUCAUUAUCAUCAUAGCACCAACUUAGAUAAUUGCAAUGAAUAACAACCAUUAAACUUAGUCAUUGAUAUAAAUAAUGAAAUAAAUCUGCCAUUGCAGAUCCCAGACACAGUUUAGCGUAAGCAUGUGGAUGAAUUUAUCGAUCAGUAAACUAAUGCGAAUGAUAUGAGUCCAAAUAUUAGAAGUAUGGAUAUGCCUCUCUAGUUAGACUCCUCGAAACGUGUUAAGUUUAAGGAUGAAUUGCCAAAUGGCUAGCUGACAGAACUUUAGCCAAUGGACUUAACCUCAUAAUCAUAGAAAAAUUAGUUUACAGAAGGGGAAUCGUUUUAAAAGACUACUAAGAGAAAUGAAAAACUGAAUAAAUUUUUAAAUGGAGGCUCUCCUAAUCGAAAUCAGAGUGCAGACUAGAAUUAGUAGUAAUAAAUAAAGGAAGAUAGAUCAUAGAAAAAAAUAAUUGUGACAUCAAAGAAAAAUCAUUGA
Messenger RNA from Stylonychia lemnae, 2397 nucleotides. NCBI's taxonomy places the organism in Eukaryota, Ciliophora, Spirotrichea, Sporadotrichida, Oxytrichidae. The record is from the annotation of a GenBank genome assembly.